AUGGCGAUCCGGUCGGCGCGGUUGAACACCGCUAACCUAGGAGGCCGGUUCUGGGAUACCAUCCGCGAGAAUUGGUAUCUGGGCUUCACUUCCUUUGGAGGACCCCCCGUUCACUUCAAGAUCUUCAAUGACAAAUUCGUCACCAAGUUAUCAUGGAUCGACCAACAGAUGUACCAAGAGCUCUUCAGCGUCUGUCAAGCUUUCUCGGGGCCUGGCAGCACAAAGAUGCACUACUGCAUCAAUCUAAUCCAUGACGGCUUUCUACCAGCACUUCUAGGCUUUCUGAUUUGGAGUCUUCCCGGUGCUCUUGGCAUGUAUGGACUCUCCAUCGGGGUCUCUAAUAUCGGCGAGUCCCUCCCACGAGCUGUCUAUGCUCUUCUUUCCGGUCUCAACGCUGCUACUGUCGGCAUUAUCGUUCUUGCAGCGGUUCAGCUAUCAGAAAAGGCCGCCACUGACACCAUGACGCGGAUUUUGGUCUUCCUAGGCGCCGCAGCAGGGUUGAUGUAUAAUGCGCUCUGGUAUUUCCCUUUGCUCAUGUUCGUGGCGGGCUUGGCGACUGUUGUCCACGACUUCCGCUGGCUCCACAGGGCUGUCAAAGCUAUCGCUACGAUGUUCAAGAGGGAGGCCAGGCAUUCGUCAGAGGACGCUGUUGAGAUGCAGAUUCAGCAGGAAGCUGCUGCGAGAAGUGCUGCUCAGCCAAGUCAUGGACGCGAAACUCUUCCGGUUACGGAGCAGGACGCCUCGACAACUGAAGACGAGCCUCGAGUUGUACCUCAAGAGAGACGUCUCAACAUCGGCUGGAAGUUUGGACUAUCUCUUAUCGUCCUCUUCCUAAUCUCUUUCGUGGUGAUCAUGGUCCUCCGUGGAACAUUGCCGAAUAAGCCACUCUUAUACAGCCUCUUCUCCAACAUGUACCUAGCAGGUACUAUCAUUUUCGGAGGAGGGCCAGUGGUGAUUCCCCUCCUCCGUGAAUACAUCGUCGCCGAGAAUUGGGUCAGCCCUCGAGACUUUCUCAUCGGUCUCGCCCUCAUUCAAGCUUUUCCAGGGCCCAAUUUCAACUUUGCGAUAUAUCUCGGGAGUCUCACCGCUAUCAACGGCGGCUUCAACUCUGCCGCCGGCGCCGUCCUCGGGUUUCUGGGUAUAUUUGUCCCUGGGUUGAUUACGGUUCAUGGAACAAUGGGCGUCUGGGGUGCGAUACGUGGAUGGAGAUGGGUCAAGUCGUCACUACGAGGAGUCAACGCCGCUGCUGUUGGUCUCAUCUACACAGCAGUAUAUCGUCUUUGGCAGAUCGGAUACAUCGAUCAAGGGUUUCAGCAGGGCACCAGUUUAGCUGUGGAGCCUUGGUGGGUUGUUGUGACAGCUACGAGUUAUGUGGGCGGCUAUUGGUUUCGGAUCAGUCCGCCAGUGGCCAUUGUCACAGGAGCUCUCAUGGGUCUCAUUUGGUAUGGUGUUGUGUCUAGUUGA
This is a messenger RNA of Fusarium falciforme, 1464 nucleotides long. RefSeq lists its product as hypothetical. The transcript is spliced from 4 exons. The record is from RefSeq and is a predicted model, not a curated record. Lineage: Eukaryota; Fungi; Ascomycota; Sordariomycetes; Hypocreales; Nectriaceae. Gene Ontology annotation, biological process: chromate transport. Gene Ontology annotation, molecular function: chromate transmembrane transporter activity. The coding region runs from base 1 to 1464 and encodes 487 amino acids.